Patella vulgata (common limpet) is the source of this 2000-nucleotide messenger RNA. Its product is annotated as beta-1,3-galactosyl-O-glycosyl-glycoprotein beta-1,6-N-acetylglucosaminyltransferase. The record is from RefSeq and is a predicted model, not a curated record. Gene Ontology annotation, molecular function: acetylglucosaminyltransferase activity. The transcript is spliced from 3 exons. The coding region runs from base 119 to 1660 and encodes 513 amino acids. NCBI's taxonomy places the organism in Eukaryota, Metazoa, Mollusca, Gastropoda, Patellidae. Gene Ontology annotation, cellular component: membrane.
AUUAAUUUUAAACCACCCUGCUGUCAGACAUUUCGAGUCAUUAUUUUAUCAUUAAUAGAACAAAUGUGGAUUAAAAUGUUUUCAAACACUAUCGAGUUUUAAAGACAAGGAAGACACGAUGUUCAUGAAAACCCGGUUAAUUGUCACCAUUAUCGCACUAGUUAUUGUUCUAUAUGUUUUAAAUAGUCGACAACUAUUCGUCAAGAGACACGAAGAAACAAGAGUGACAUUAAAUAAGCGCCCUUCCGGUAUGUCCAAGAACCAAAUAUCUUCCCCACGUGAAUCUAUGCAGCAUGAAGACAAAUUUACUGCUACCCAAUACCGUAUAACCACUCGCUCCACAAUUGCAUCGAAGCAGCAGCGUGCAGCGACUGAAUUUCCUCCUACACAAGACAAGUCCAAUUCUCCCUCCCUAAUGAAACCAAAGCAACAGGUCACAACUACUGAAUUAGAAUUAAACUCUUUCAAAAUUGAAAAUAUCAAUUGUGCCAAAGUUUUACAGGGUGACGAAUCUGAAAUAAAUGAGGCCCGAAAACAGAUCUAUAAUAUCCCCAAUGAUCAGACAUUGAUUGACCACACACACAAGUGUGACCUUUACAAACAAGUGUAUGGUUAUAACAACAUUUUAAAUACAGAAGAAGAAAAACAAUUCCCCAUCGCUUUUAAUAUACUUUUAUAUAAAGACGUUGCUCAGGUUGAAAUACUCCUACGUGCUAUUUAUAGACCACAAAAUUACUAUUGUUUACAUGUAGAUGGAUUUUCACCAGAUCAUGUCCACAAGGCAGCUAAAGCAUUAGUUGACUGUUUUGAUAAUGUCUUCAUAGUUUCGAAAAUAGAAAAUAUAGUUUAUGAAAGUUUUCAGAGAUUGCAAGCCGAUUUAAACUGUAUGGCAGAUCAUUUAGUUAAACCAGACUGGAAAUAUUUAAUUAAUCUUCCUAGUCAGGAAUUACCGAUAAAGACUAAUUUACAGAUUGUCAGAAUAUUGAAACUGCUUAACAACACAAAUCAAGUUGGUUGUAGACGAGGAAUUGGCCUUAUAAUGAGAAGGUUCGUCCAUAGAUAUGAGUAUAUAUAUGAAAAAAAUGGAACUUACAAGAUUGUCAAUACACACAUAAAAUAUAAGCUUCCGCCUCAUCGUUUUGUAGUGGCUAAAGGCAGUGCAUACGGUCUCUUCACCCACCAGUUCGUGAAAUAUGUCAUCACAAGUCAAAUCGCUAAAGAUGUGUUAGAUUGGUGUAGAGGAAUUCUCUCGCCUGAUGAGUAUUACUGGUCCAUGUUAAAUUUUAAUCACCAUGUACAAGUUCCUGGAAGUGGACAAGAAGCGUGUUUACAUGUCACUGCACUGUCAACUUAUGCAUCCUGGUCCAUUAGUAAAACACCUGAUAAAUGUCGUGGGAAAUGGAUGAGAAAUAUAUGUGUGUUCAGUGGAGGAGAUUUAAAGAUGCUUCUGAAUCGAACCGAAUUAUUUGCUAAUAAAUUUGAACUGGAGUACAGUUACGCAGCCAUUCAAUGUUUAUCUGAAUGGUUACACAACCAGACACUUUCCCCACAACCUAUUGAUGCACAGUUUUAUAAGCGAUUGUAUCAGAAAAAGAUAACAUACGAGCUUGAUCUGUGGACCAAUUUAAAACCAAUGAAAUAUAAUGAAACAAUUUUGUGACAAUCUGAACUUGAAGCUAAAACGUUUAAUCAGACGAAAGUGUGCACGUUGGGCCCUUUGACGCACUGCCAGACCAAAAUGGACCUUUCCCCGUUGUAUUAUAAACAAAUUGAUUUUAAUCAAUUGUACAGUUAAAUGGAGAUAAUCAACUUUAGAUGGCAUCGCUAGCCUAUGAUAUUUAGUGGAUCUGAAUACAUUUUUUGAUGGAUAAUUUAACUUAAUAAUGGAUAAUCGAGACUUUGUUUGGUUAUAGUACCAACGUUAGUAAUAACGAUCGAGCUGCUAGCUUAAAGUUGGAUCGCUAAUUUCUCGGUUCAGAGUAAAGCAAUUUUCACUGAAA